Molecule: messenger RNA, 1147 nt
Organism: Camponotus floridanus (Florida carpenter ant)
Lineage: Eukaryota; Metazoa; Arthropoda; Insecta; Hymenoptera; Formicidae
Gene: JHBP-1
Product: protein takeout
Exons: 7
Coding region: 433-1140 (235 amino acids)
Source: RefSeq, a predicted model, not a curated record
AUGAUACUGUUUCUAUUUCGUAUAGUCAUUGAAUUAGUUCUAUCUCUUAUUGAUUAAAUUGUCGUUUAAAUGAAUAAGUCACUAUCCACUUUCUCACCCUGACCGCAUGUGUACAUACGUAUACAGAUAUACAGAUGUCCACUACAGGAUCAUGGUGGGGUGAACGGUGCUUAAAUACACUGCCUGGAUUGUCCAUGUCUCCCAGUUCAUAUCUGACAAUCAUUGAACAUUUUCUCCCACAGAAGUUGUUUUUUUUCUUACUUUCAGCCGAUGCUGUAAGUGUAUCAACAAAAGACAUUAUUCAGGAAUAAUGAAAACAAUAAUUAUACUCUUGUUCGCGGUAGUUGCAACCACGACAACGUUAGAAUUGCGCAAUAACCAAUCACACUUAAAUACACGAAAAGCAAUGAUUAGGUACUAAAGAAUUACAACAUGUUGCACAAUUGGAAUAUUUUACUAUCAUCUAGUAGUUUCAAGCUGUGCAAGAGGUCAGACCCGAAAGUAUUAGAAUGCAUCGCGAAUGCCGCCAGAGAUGCAGUUAUCUCAUUGGCCGAAGGUUUGAAAGACUUCAAAAUCUUGCCUAUUGAACCACUGACGAUCAACAGUGUGAAAAUCGGCGAAACUCAAGGUUCGGUGUCACUCAAACAAGAAUAUCAGAAUGUUAAACUGCAUGGACUAACGAAAGGAUUGCAAAUCUAUAAUUAUCAGAUAGAUUGGGAUAAUUUAAUAUUCAAGUCGUUAGCUUUUAAUCCUCAAGUGGAUUUUGUUGCCGAUUAUAAAAUUGAAGGCAAGAUUCUGCUAUUGCCAAUACAAGGAGAGGGUAGAUGCAAUAUAACUAUGUAUAACUUGACGACAACAAGUGAUAUACGUUUUGAGAAGUUCCAGAAGGAUGGGGAAACCUACUUGAGAGCAAUUAAAUAUUUAGUCACGCUUACUCCCAAACACAUAACAUUGCACUUUGAUAAUAUCAUGAGUGGAAAUACUUUCUUAGAUGAGGAAAUAAAUAAAUUCAUCAAUACGAAUGCCGAUGUGCUUUUCAAGGAACUUCAAGCUGCUUAUGAAGAAACUUUCGGUCUGAUUUUUACUAAAAUCACUAAUGAUAUUUUCACCCGUGUGCCAAUGAACAAGAUUUUUAUGUAGAUCAAUA